CAUAAUGACUCCGGCCCUUACUGAAACAGCAACACAGGGACCUGAAGUUCAUUUUUCCCCUUCCUUGACCUUAAGAAGUCUCUGCUCUGAUAGUAACUUACAUGCGGAUAAUUCCAGGGCUGUGGAGAUCAGCCUUCCUAAAGCCAACGGGCCCAGCAUGGUACGCACUGAUACAGAGCAGAACCAUCAUAUAGAUUUUACAAGCUUAAAGAAAAUUGGCUCCCAGUGCUCUCCACAUUAUGAAACGGUCUUUUUUGUGACCUCAAGUGCGGCCUUGAAUCUACAGCGUAGUGGUCCCGGGAGGAAGACUGAGGAGCAGGACACAUGCAGGCAGAUGUUCUAUGCGAAGAAAGACAUGCACCCUCUGUUAAUGAGUAUGGCUUUACAGCCUGAAAAAAAGGUGAAAAGAGAGCUGUUUCCGGAAAAUAUGAGCCAGUUUAUAGCGGACGUGCACAACUUCUGGAAUAUAACCGUGACGGAGACUCAAGACAUAGGCGGACUCCUCAAUACAAACUUUAUGUUGAAUGGGAGCCAGAAGGAAGACCUGCUCGCUUUUCCAUGUGCCAGUAGCUGUUCUUCGCCUGAUGGUGUUUCAGAUUUUUCCGAGGAUGUUUCUCACAAACGAAGUGAGAUUAAUUCUCGCCUCCUGCACUGCCUCAAACAGCAACAAGCGCUUGUAAACCGAGCAAAAAGAAAUCAGAAACGUUUGCAAUCUCUUUUGGCAAAUCAUGCUGCAGAACACUGCAGUCAACAGAUAAGAUGUUUUGUGAGUCAUCAGAUGCGAAAUACGAAGGUCCCCAGCACGUCUCUCACACACGAUGAUAGUCAUUCAGGAAAGGAUGCGGAGAGCAGUUCAAAGGUUAUCUCAGACAGCGAUUUCAAAAAUGGCGCCAGUCCCACAAUGUCGGCUGACAUCAGAAAGUUCUCUGUGUCGUCAACGGAGAUUCUAGGCCGUAUCAAGCAAGACUUGGAUUCUGACGUCACCGAAAGCAGCUCUGAUGAGGAUUGGGAUGGAAAAGCAGGGGUAUUUCAAGACAAGUGUAAUGCUGAACAGAAGUGGCUUUCAGUCCGAGCAAGCGUUGGAAGUCGCUGGGUCUGGCUACAGGCUCAGAUCUCGGAGCUGGAAUACAAAAUCCAGAAACUCGCAGAUAUUCACCGAGAAAUACGCUCUACAAAGGGAACUGUUAUGUUAGACAAACCCUCUAAAGGCAUUUGCAGGCAGGAGCAAAGUUUGCCAGAUCCCGGAGCUUUAUUGAGUCCUCCGGGGAGAUUGCCGAGACCCUCAAUGGAAAGAAAUCAGUCUCCGGUGAAGGAUUUAGAAAUGUCGCCAAGCAGCCCGACUCUUCUCCUGAGAAACAUAGAAAAGCAGAGUGCUCAGCUCACGGAGAUGGUCAGCAGCCUCAUGGUCCCUAUUAACGUUCCCAUGGAUUCGGCUAAAUCCAGUGGACAUAAAAGAGUGUCCGGCGGAUGCCCUCACAUAAUGUCAAGACAGCACGGUGACGGAUCAGUCUCAUUGAAAGGAUUCUGUGAGCAUCAACAAAAAAAAAGGAAGAGGGUCCGCGUCAAAGCUUCUUCUGCACAUGGGAGCAGCACCAGCAGCUGUGCAAGGGCCAGACCCCUACAGGCCUUCCAGAAACGGAAGCUUUAUAGGCCAAGUUUGACUAGCUCUCAAGCUGAUUUGGCUCUGUUCUCCCACAAAACUUUAAAUCCAUGUGAUGAGUCGCUAUACCACCCAGAUCGCGGCCCCACCUGGACCGGUUGUGACAAGCAGGAGAGCUUUGCUUUAAUGAACCGAAGUGAGAUAGACCCUUAUUUUCACCCUGUCAUAUCUCUGCCGUCUGACCUCCCUCUAAAUUUCCGCUUUGAUGCAUUGCUGAAGCAGAGUGACAUUAAGGGGGAGGCUGUUCUGAGCACACUAUUCACGGAAGAAGUGGAGAGAGAAUCCUCAUGUGUUCCUGAAAGUUGGAACAAGUAUCACACCACCUGCAGGCCGCAGACACGCUACGAAACGCGCAGGAGGCAGAGGAGAUAUAUGAGUGAGACGGAAGCUGAUAGCUGCAUAUCUUCCACAUUAGAAUCCAUAAAACAUGCUGCACCAGUUAAGGAUGUUUCUCCAGCUCUUCAGAAAUCAUCGGCACAGAGAUGCGUUAUGCGGGACUCCAAUACUAUGUUCAGUGCGUCAAGACGCAGAUUAAGAAGUGAAAGUUCUUAUGACAUCGAUAAUAUUGUAAUCCCCAUGAGUUUGGUUGCUCCUACCCAGUUGGAGAAAUUGCAGUACAAAGAAAUCAUAACCCCCAGUUGGAAGGUAGUGAUGCUUGAACCUCUGGAAACCAAACCCGACGAAGAGUUGGAAGACUUGUCAGAUGAGGCUUUUAGCUGCCGACAUGAGAAGUGUGAGCGGAGAGAAAAGGCUCGCUGGUCAUUCUGGGAGCAAAGCAAGUGGCCCAAGCGGAGCAGAUCUUCAAGCAAUGGCUUCAAUGCCUGGUCAGGAACUGUGUUGCCUUCCAGUGAGAACUCCAGUAGCCCUAGUGAUUUAUUACCAGAUCCUCACAACACUCACUUAACUGAUGAAGAUAAUUCCCAAUCCUCACAAGAUACAGAUGACGCUAUUAAAGUGAAGACGGAGCAGUGGGAGCGCAGGACUUUCCCAAUGACAGAAGCAGACACAGACAAAUUGCUUGAUAAAUCAGAGAAGCAAACACCCUGCGCUCUGAAAUCGCAUCUGCUACAAUCACCCUUGGAGAGGGAGCGACAUUUCCACUCAGCCGGGCUUCCGAUGAGACGUGACAGGAUUAUCUGUGUUCACACUCGCAGACCGUCACAGAACCGGGAGAAGAAAAAGGUGCAGCUUGCGAUAACUACGGACCAAUUACAAGCGACCUUCUGACGAGCCUGUACUCGGUGGACGCUUUCUUCAUUUCAACACUGGUCCAGAAGCAGCCUGCCUGAACUCUGAAGAAUUAAAUAUAUUCUCACUCGAGACCCUAAAUUUCAGAAACCGGUA
Molecule: messenger RNA, 3004 nt
Organism: Spea bombifrons (plains spadefoot toad)
Lineage: Eukaryota; Metazoa; Chordata; Amphibia; Anura; Pelobatidae
Gene: KANSL1L
Product: KAT8 regulatory NSL complex subunit 1 like
Exons: 15
Coding region: 5-2887 (960 amino acids)
Cellular component (GO): NSL complex
Molecular function (GO): histone acetyltransferase binding
Source: RefSeq, a predicted model, not a curated record